ACGUUGAAGUUGAUUUUGGUUGUUUAAUAAAAAUUAUAUUUAUAUCAAUACAUUGCGUUUAUAUAUUUACAGUUUAAAAGAUGACAACUCCUACACUUGGUUACUGGAGAAUUAGAGGGCUCGCUCAGCCAAUUCGUUUACUACUUGGCUAUACAAAAACAGAAUUUGAAGACAAGAUGUAUGAUGUUGGAGAUGCACCAACUUAUGAUCGAUCAGCAUGGACAGACGUAAAAUAUACACUCGGGUUAGAUUUACCAAACUUGCCUUAUUUUAUUGAUGGCGAUAUUAAAUUAACCAUGAGCAACGCUAUUCUUCGUUAUAUUGCAAGAAAGAACAACAUGGUUGGAAACACAGAGCACGAGAUUUGUAGAGUGGAUAUGAUGGAGAAUGAGUUAAUGGACUUUAGAAAUGCUUUUUCUUCUCUAUGCUCUUCCACAAAGCUUGAGGACUUAGAUGAAGCACUAAUUAUAUAUAAGACAAAUGUUCAGACUCGCUUAAAAUUGUAUUCGGAUUUUUUGGGUGAAUCAGAUUUUUUAGCUGGACAAAAGUUAACUUUUGUUGACUUUAUUUUUUACGAGCUUCUUGACCUUCACAAGCUUUUGAAAGAUAAUAUAUUAGCACCUUUCCCUAAGUUAGAGGCAUUUGUGAAAAGAUUUGAGGAAUUACCAGAAAUACACGAAUUCAUGAGUUCAUAAAAACGGAAAAAUGGCUGUCAUUGGUGGGGAGUUACAAAAUACACAAUAUUGUUUACUGCAAUAAAUUCUUAUAAAAUAA
Messenger RNA from Hydra vulgaris (swiftwater hydra), 774 nucleotides. Its product is annotated as glutathione S-transferase Mu 1. Gene Ontology annotation, molecular function: glutathione transferase activity. Lineage: Eukaryota; Metazoa; Cnidaria; Hydrozoa; Anthoathecata; Hydridae. Gene Ontology annotation, biological process: glutathione metabolic process. The record is from RefSeq and is a predicted model, not a curated record.